Labeo rohita (rohu) is the source of this 4066-nucleotide messenger RNA. RefSeq names its product zinc finger protein 362a (gene znf362a). The record is from RefSeq and is a predicted model, not a curated record. Bases 417 to 1853 code for a protein of 478 amino acids. The transcript has 9 exons. Gene Ontology annotation, cellular component: nucleus. Lineage: Eukaryota; Metazoa; Chordata; Actinopteri; Cypriniformes; Cyprinidae.
CGGGAGAGAUGCGCGUCCGUUUCCAUCUGCGUGAUUUGUUCUCAUCGCAUGAUUGUUGUAGGAAGUCUCUCGUUUUUUUUCCUCUCUUUUUUUUCUCCUCCAGCCGGGCUAUUCAAACCUGCAGAUCUAAGUAAACAAUCAUUCGCGCACUUAAUGCAAAUAAUGCGGCGUUUCACACGUCGCCCCUUUGAUCUGAUAUCACGGGCUUUAUUUUGGUCGCUAAAAAAUUUGGGAUCUGCAGAAUAUGGCGCCCUGUCCUUAUAAAAAUAAGACAGGCUGCCAUUUUUGUUUUCCUUUUGUCUGAAAUUUUUAAUAAAACUGUCUGAGAAUGUGGGAGAGGCAGACACCGGGGACCAGGACUUUCAGAAGCCACGAAACGCGUCCGUUCGCCUUAUUUUGCGACUGUUUUUAAUUUGAUGUUUGAUCAAAGGCGACGCGCUUUAAUUGAGAAUGAUUUCAAGGAUGCCGAUAGAAUAAAAGAAAAAGUUGAAAUGGCAGAACCUCGAUUUAAUAAUCCAUACUUCUGGCCUCCUCCGCCAUCUAUUCCUGGUCAGUUGGAUAACCUCGUGCUGAUCAACAAGAUCAAAGAACAGCUCAUGGCGGAGAAAAUCAGACCUCCACACCUGCCGCCCACUUCUGUCCCUUCCCAGCAGCCCUUGCUGGUGCCGCCCACAGUCACAGAAGGCGGGCAGCACAAUAUAUCGACGCCCAAGCUGCAGCAGAUGCCGGGGCUCCACGCUCACAGCACCACCCAGCCCGACAUCGCCCUACACGCACGACCCGCCUCCAGCACCGUCGCAGGACGUAUUCUGGGUGACGUAAACUUGAAUCUGGAUGAUAAAACGGCUAUCAAAGCAAGAGGAUUGUGGGAAGACUGGCAUUUGCGGCAAAUCAUAGAGCAGCCGUCUAGAGCGAAUCAUCUGUCAGGACUGUCACUGACGUCUUCUCGAACUGCCAAUCACAACACGUCAGAGAGCGGGACGCCGACCACCCCGACCACUCCAACCACCAGCAGUCAGACGCGUCAGGGUGGCAUUCCUUCCCCAAACCUCAUCUCAGGACUGUCUGGCGGACCGGGGAUGGACGUUAUCAAAAACAGCGGAGGGCUGGCAGGACUGCUGGGUCCUCCUCCGAAGAGCAUAGGACGAGGUCGCAAAAAGAUCAAAGCUGAAAACCCCUCUGGGCCGCUCUUAGUCGUUCCCUACCCGAUCCUGGCUUCUGGAGCCGACCAAUCGACUGUCAGCAUCACUGCCAAAGAGGGCAAAACCUACAGAUGUAAAGUGUGUCCACUGACGUUCUUCUCCAAGUCGGACAUGCAGAUACACUCCAAGUCCCACACGGAAGCAAAGCCACACAAGUGCCCUCACUGCACCAAGUCCUUCGCCAACGCGUCCUACCUGGCCCAACACCUGCGCAUUCACCUGGGAGUGAAGCCGUAUCACUGCUCCUACUGCGAGAAAACCUUCCGCCAGCUCUCACACUUACAGCAGCACACCAGAAUCCACACAGGUGAUCGACCAUAUAAAUGUCUCCAACCAGGCUGUGAAAAGGCCUUUACGCAGCUCUCCAAUCUGCAAUCUCACCAGAGAUCACAUAAUAAAGACAAGCCUUACAAGUGCUCCAACUGUUACCGCGCUUACUCUGACUCCGCCUCUCUCCAAAUCCACCUGUCGGCUCACGCAAUCAAAAACGCCAAGGCGUUUUGCUGCAGCAUGUGCGGUCGAGCCUACACCUCAGAGACCUACCUUAUGAAACACAUGUCUAAGCACACGGUGGUAGAACAUCUGGUGAGUCAACACUCGCCGCAAAGGACCGAAUCGCCCAGCGUUCCCGUUCGUAUUUCCCUCAUCUGAGACCCUGGUCCUGGACCAGCCCGCGCUCGCUCGCUCACUCGCUCGGUCAGUCAGUCUUUCCCAAUCUUGGCAUAAGCAAGCGAAAUCGCCUGUUCUCGGUGGUUUGCCAUUUUUUUUUUUUGUGUGUUUGUUAGUUUGUUUUAGUUUUUGAGAACAUUCCGACAUGUAUUAGACUGUGUGGAUAGAGGCUCAAAACACAGCGCUUUAGGAAGUUUCUAUUACACACAUUCCUCGUCUCCAACUCGUUGUUGAGUUGAGAGGGAGCAAUCGGGAAAUCCAAAGAUGGUUUCACAGCACUUUCAGGCCACACAGUUUUGGCUUUAAACGUUUCUGGUCUGUUAUGACAAUAAAGGCAUUGCUCUUGGCAGCUAAACGUUUGGGACUGUAGGUAUUAUGCAUUAUGAAAUCAGAAGACAUACGUUGUAUGUUUGAAGCUUGGACCAAGUCCAGUACCUCCUCUCAUAUUUUUCUAUGCUGUCUGGGAAAAAAAAAAAUCCCCUUCUUCUGGGCAACUCAAAGUUGGGUUACAGACCAAUGGUCUUGUGUUUUGAUAAUGUCAAUCAUUCUUAUUAAAACAUUUCCUCGCUUGUGGGGAAAUCGGAUUGAAAAUAGCUUUAGCAUUAAAGUUGACUUCUCAAGAGGACUGUUAUAGACAAAUCAACACCUUUAGAUGUUUUACAAGACGAAUCCCUUAGUGCUUUACGAAUUUUUGUGGUCUGGUGCCAAAAAUGUUGUAUGAAAAUGGCAAAAGAGUUUGAUGAUUCGGAAUAGACACGUAAAGCAUUUAAAAUGUACACUUUAAAAAGUGUAAACCUGCAACGAUUCAUGUUACGAAUGUCAGCAUGCAUUUGACAUUAAAAUGUCCAGACUAUUAUAUUUUGCAUAAAAGAAAAUGAAGAUUAUUAUUAGUAUUAUUUUGCCUAAGAGGCAGUAUUUUCAUCCUGCCCUUUAGUAUUUAAAUUGGAAAAAUGUCUCAUAAAUUAUAUAAACGCCUUAAUUUGUUUUUAUUUUAAUAUUAGUAUUAAUAUAUAAAUGGGUUAUUGACGUAUAAGGAUUUUCAACAGGCCAAUUUUAAAAUACAAAAAAUAAUAUCUGUUGUAAUUGUUCUGACAUUAACAAUGUUGUGUACACAUAAAUUCAUAUGAAAAUUUAAAAUUAAUUCAUUUUAGUGUUUUUUUUUUUCGUUUUGAUAGAAAAAUGUCAGGUGGUGCGACCAUGAUUUAUAUUAAAAUUAAUUAAUUUCCUUAACAUGCUUAACAUUUUUUGUAGGUGUUCUCAGUAAUUAAAGUGUUUACAAACAAAGCAUUGCAUUUAUUUUGAGUUUUGUAAAUAGUGAUCUCACAUUUUUGUUUUAUAAAUUUCAAAGUUGCCUUCUUAAAUGUAGCAGACUUAUUUUUCCUGUAAAUUGCAUAAAACUGAUAAAAAUGUUUUUAAAAUACCUUUCACUUAAGCAUGCUGUAGCAGUGAUUCAUAUUUUAACUACAGAAAUUAAAUUAGAUGUUUUAUUUUAAUACAUUUAUUCCUAUGACUGGUCGCACCACAUGAUGAGUGGUCGCUCCAAAUAAUGCAAAGGCCUUACAUCAUUAAAAAUACAUUUAAAGACAAGUGCAGAAAAAAUGAAAAGUGCAGCACUUAAUAUUCUUUGUUUUUUUGGGGUCAUACCACAUGAUAUCCAAAUGUGGUAACUACAUACCAGCUGUUAAAAAGUUUUUUUUUUUCCAAAUUUGAAAGAGAAUUAGAAACCUGCCUAAUGCUUCCAUAUGGUAUAUGAUGCAAAGUCCCAUCUUUGAAUGAAUUUCAACAUAAAAGUCCCAAAAUGGUAGUUUCUAAAUGGUCGCACCACAUGAUAUUUCAUAAAAUGGAAAUCAUCGGACAAUGUUAUGAUGAAAAUAUAAAUAAAAGCUUUGCAAUUUUAUACAGGAACCCAAAACACUUUGGAAAUCAUGCAAAAUAGUGCAGAAAAUUAAAUUAAAGCAACAGUUAUGGCUGGACGGUCGCACCACAUGAUAUUUUGAAAUUUUGAAUAACAGAAAUAUUGCAAAUAAGUAAUCUUUUUUGAAAAGUUAAAGUGGGUCCAUACAUAGGAGAGGUACUUCUUAUAUAUGGCAUCUUUUUAAUGCAUUUCAACAAAUUUGUAAAUUUAAAAUGCAAUUUAGGCGUCAUGACACUGACCCAUAUAUAUAUAUAUAUAUAUAUAUAUAUAUAUAUAUAUA